CCAAAAAAAAAUUUUGGUUCGAACAUUGUUGUCCAAUAUACAUCAUCAAUCUCCUAUCCAACGGCUCAAAACGGAAGGCAAGCAACCACCCAGCAACACCAAAGCGUUUCCCGUACACAAUUGACACUCUCGGCCUACAGGUCCUCAAGAAUCUAAUCUGCAGCCCCCCACUUUCGCCGCUCCUUCUUCUUUCGUUUGUCGUACAAGGUCUUUCUUGGCCGUAUCGGACAUCUUCAAAACCGACACGCAAUGGCUGAAACUCCAUCUCAGUCGCCACCACGAUCUGUGCCGGAGGCGGAGACGGAGACGGAGAUGCUGCAGUACUGGUGCUACCACUGCAACAAACGCGUGUCCAUCGAAACCCUUGCCAAUCUGCCGGACAUCAUCUGCCACGAGUGCAAGAACGGGUUCGUCGAGUCGAUCCCGGCUGUGUCGUAUGCACAGUCGGAUCCUCCAUCUGAAUCGACGGAUCAGGUUGACGACCCGACUUUCGGCUCUCCCUUCCUCCAGGUGCUCCGUUUAAUCGCUCAAGCGGCGCGUGAAGAGGACGCUCCACCACCGCUGCCACAAAAUCCUUUGCCCGAGGAUGAUUUCUUCAGGAUUGAGAUGGACGGGUGGGACAACGACGAGGACGAAGACGAUGCGCACAGUGUUGAGUUUCACAACCAAGGAGGUGAGGAAAAUGAAGAAGCCGGAGAGGAAGUAGAAGACGAAGAAGAUAGAUCGGAUAACGAGGAUGAAGAGAACCAGGAGGAUCAGCAAGAGACCGAUGAACAAGACGUGAGACGACGUCGUCGCGAUGUGCUUCGUCUCCGCAUCCGAGACAUUGCGACCCGAACAAGGACCGGGAGGAACCGGAUUCUGGACUGGGCUGAGAUCUUGAUGGGACUGGAGGACAACUCGAUCGAGUUCCGGCUUGAGGUACCCGAAUCGGACCGAUAUAUCGGCAAUCCCGAGGAUUACGUGGACGCAGCUGGCUAUGAGGCUUUGUUGCAGACCUUGGCUGAAAGUGAUAACGCUGGAAGGAGAGGGGCUCCACCGGCGUCCAAAAACGCCGUAUCUGAGUUACCGACGGUCAAAAUUGCGUCGGAGGAUGAGGCCUUAGUGUGCGCCAUAUGCAAGGAUAUGGUGAAUGUUGGUGAAGUGUCGAAGAAGCUGCCGUGUGGGCAUGGGUACCACGGUGAUUGCAUUGUGCCUUGGCUGAGUUCCAGGAAUUCUUGCCCGGUUUGCCGGUUCGAGCUGCCCACCGAUGACCCUGAAUACGAGGAGCAGAGGCAGAGGCAGAAGCAAACUAUGAUUAUCAGUGCAGCCGGAGCUUCCGGUUCUGGUGGAGAUAAUUCGGUCUCCCAUUGAUUCGAAUCGGUAUCACUGUUUCUGCUAUUACAACCCUCCUCCCCUUCUCUUUUUUUCUUUUUCUUUUUCUUUUUGUAUUUGUAAUUUAUUUACUUGCUUUUGUUUGUUUAUUAGUUUAGUAGACGAUUCUAAGAAGAAAUUGAGAUCUGUUUUCAUUU
Messenger RNA from Prunus avium (sweet cherry), 1511 nucleotides. RefSeq names its product COP1-interacting protein 8 (gene CIP8). The record is from RefSeq and is a predicted model, not a curated record. Gene Ontology annotation, cellular component: cytoplasm. Gene Ontology annotation, molecular function: ubiquitin protein ligase activity. NCBI's taxonomy places the organism in Eukaryota, Viridiplantae, Streptophyta, Magnoliopsida, Rosales, Rosaceae. Gene Ontology annotation, biological process: protein ubiquitination.